CGUCACUUCUCGUCAUGCAAGACAACUAUGGAUUGAUAUUCAUGCUGCCUGAGUCCCGCCUCAUCUCUUAUCAAGGGACUCCUUCACAAGCACGACAAUGGAUCGUUUUCGCAGAUUAUUCGCUCCCCAAGUGACGUAUGAGGCAAUCCAGCAGCCUGCCGCGGCGGAUACCGAUUCGGAGGACAAUGAAUCUGCCUCCCCGGGUCCCCAACAGGCCCCUUUCUCCUCAUACGAAUACGCCGUGUUUCUUCUCUUGGGAGUCUCUAUGCUUUGGGCCUGGUACGUUGAAUGGGAGGGCUGGUUGAUUAGCGAGCUGCUUCUCUUCACCCAUUGUUCUCCUCGUAUGGCACCAGCUUGCUAAUUAACUGUCAUGACUCGAUUACUCACCGCAGGAACAUGUUCCUCGCAGCGGCUCCGUACUUCUACCAUCGAUUCCAGACAGACGACUGGACCGCGACUCACUUUCAGCCUUCCAUCUUGACCGUUUCGACAGUGACCAACUUAGGCUCCUCAUUCAUCCUCGCAAAGCUCCAGAAUGGAGCCUCCUACCCCAAGCGGACAGUUGUCUCGCUGUUGAUGAACAUUGUGGUCUUCACUUUCCUGGCUUUCUCGACUAUAUUCAUGAAAGAUGUCUCCGUGGCCAACUACUUUAUCUUUUUGCUGUUCAUGGUCUUCGGCGCAAGCCUUGCCACGGGCGUCAACCAGAAUGGCGUCUAUGCAUAUGUCGCCGGCUUCGGACGUGAGGAGUAUACGCAGGCCAUCAUGAGCGGCCAGGGCGUGGCGGGCGUUCUUCCAUGCAUUGUUCAGAUUCUUUCUGUUCUCUUCGUGGCAUCCGACCAAGGUGACAACGAAAACGACCAAGUAAAUGCCGCUUCGCCGCAGUCAUCCAAAUCCGCCUUCGCAUAUUUCAUGACCGCAACUGCGGUCUCCUCCCUUGCCCUCCUCGCAUUCACUUCCCUCGUUAAACGACGCUCUAACCUCCCCUGCUCAAGUGACAACACUGCCACGAGUAUUGGCAGCAAUGAGGAUGACACCUCCAAGCCGGCUAAAACCAUCGGCCUAUGGACACUUUUUCAGAGACUCCGGUUUACUGCCCUAGCCAUGAUCCUCUGCUUCACCGUCACCAUGGUAUUCCCCGUCUUCACCGCACAGAUCGAGUCUGUAAAUCACGGUCACCGCCUUUUCGAAGCUCCCGUCUUCAUCCCCCUCGCCUUCUUCUUCUGGAACGCUGGGGACCUCAUCGGCCGCAUGCUAGUCUUGUGGCCCGCACUCUCGCUAGUACAUCGGCCCUGGGCCCUAUUUGUCUUUGCCAUCGCCCGCGCUGCGUUCAUCCCGCUGUAUCAACUAUGCAACAUCCGGGGCCGCGGCGCCGUCGUGCAGAGUGACCUGUUCUACUUGGUCGUCGUGCAGCUGCUGUUCGGGGUCACUAAUGGUUACCUAGGUAGUAAUUGUAUGAUGGGUGCCGGACAGGUUGCGACAGACGAGCGGGAGCCGGCUGGCGCAUUCAUGGGACUGAUGCUGGUCACGGGGUUGAUGCUCGGCAGUCUGUUAAGCUUUCUGGCGGCUGGGGGUUGAGAGGAGUUGCUUUCCUGUUAAAUUUAAGUUUUUAGAUUGAUUCCUGGAUCGUUAUAGAUUUGUACAUCCGGCCACUUACUCUACUAUUAGUUCCGUGCAAUUGAGUUUCACACAUUGAAUACAUA
Messenger RNA from Aspergillus saccharolyticus JOP 1030-1, 1700 nucleotides. Its product is annotated as nucleoside transmembrane transporter FUN26. NCBI's taxonomy places the organism in Eukaryota, Fungi, Ascomycota, Eurotiomycetes, Eurotiales, Aspergillaceae. Gene Ontology annotation, molecular function: nucleobase transmembrane transporter activity; nicotinamide riboside transmembrane transporter activity. The transcript has a single exon. Bases 397 to 1575 code for a protein of 392 amino acids. The record is from RefSeq and is a predicted model, not a curated record. Gene Ontology annotation, cellular component: fungal-type vacuole membrane; plasma membrane. Gene Ontology annotation, biological process: nucleoside transmembrane transport.